Schistosoma bovis is the source of this 2607-nucleotide messenger RNA. The record is from the annotation of a GenBank genome assembly. NCBI's taxonomy places the organism in Eukaryota, Metazoa, Platyhelminthes, Trematoda, Strigeidida, Schistosomatidae.
AGAGCAGUCUUUCGAAAUCUGGGCUACCAUUAGGUAUAUUGCUCAGGCUUUUCAUGGGUUUUUAGUGUUCUACCGUCAUUUAACACCUUAUAUUUUCGUCUGUGUCGAAAUUUCAAAACUGUUUUUAUCUUGAGUGCGUUUUCUAAGAAAUCUGGUAUAUCAGGGGCAUUACAUCUAGCAGAUUUUGAAAUUUCAUAAGGUUUGUAUACAGACAUGAGUUGCAUUCCAGCCAUGAGCUUGUGGUUUUGAGAUUUUUAUAACUUAAAUUGUUUGCUGAUCGAUAAAAUGUUAAUAUUUUCCUCAUAACAUACAUCAUUCUUCAGUCAUUAACUGUAAAUAACUAGCGAUGACCUGCCGUUCACUUUUAGUAAAUUUAGCGUUUGUACCUAGUAUCCAAUAAUUAUAAUCUCGAAUGUUAGUAGAUUGAUUGAUAUUCUUGGUGCUGAUGUUUUGAAGGACGGUGACAGCCUCAAUCACAUCUGAAAUGACAAAACUAUCUUUUACCAGGACACAAAAUUUCACGAGCCUAGAACAAGUUAGUCAGUUGACUAUCGACUUUCCCAUUGAACCAUGAACCAGUAGAAUUCACUACUUCAGUACGUGAUUGGAGCUCCAUCUGUCGACUCUUACCCCGGUUAACACAGGCCAUCAAGCCUUCUAUUCUUUCCAAACUAGAAAUUAAACGAGCUUUUUAUUAUAUACCUCCUAAGUCUCAUGUGUUUUGAACUCAGUUCUUAUUUUCCUUUUUUAUGGAUUUAUUGAACACUAUCGUUCAUAUUCCAGUCCCCUUAGUAUUCUGUCGUGAUAUCAUUGUAUCUGAUCAAACGGAAGUGAUUGUUUUGUUUUUCUCCUUGAUUAACAAUGUUGGAGUGUGCAGCACCUGGAGUUGAGGAUGCUAACGUAUGGGGUCUCAUAAGUUUAAAGAAAGGUGAUAAAAAAGCCCAAAGGAAAAUUCUAAAUGAGUUCCACAGACACAACAAGGUGUUGAAUGAAACUGAUGAGAUUCAGGAUGCAAGACAAGCCAGAAGGAUAGCUUUCAGAGGAGUUAAACGUCAGCUUAAUCUCUGGAAAGGCCCAGUACAUAAAAAUCGUCUUGCAGAACAAAUCGUUUUUCCAAUAAAUGACAGAGAAAUCGUUAUGUCAGCCUCCCAAGAGGCUGCAAAAAUGAAAGAGCAAGUUUAUGUCAAGGAUACCAUAAAAGAUUCGACAAAUUUACAGGGGAAAUUAUAUAAUGCACUGUAUAGAGAUAUGGACACAAGGUUAGUCUUUUUUCAUGUUGUUAGUUCUUAGUACACCUCAGGAAGAAAUUCCAGAAAAGGCAGCAAAGAUGGUUUCCAAGAUGCUACUGGAAAAAAUCGCUAUGCGUGACAGAGAACGUUUCUUACUUGCUCGAGCUGCUGCUCGUAACAAGCGUCAAAAUAAAAUUAAAAGCAAGCGAUUUCAUCGUCACUUGAAGGCACGUACUAUGAAGGAAUAUGAAAAAGAAACGGAGUCAUUGCGGAUCAAUAAUCCUCGGAAAUUUGCUGAACGUCUUCUCAGUGCCGAAUUAAGUAGAGUCAGAGAAAGAGCCAGUCUGAAACAUAGAGGUGGUAGCAAGUUUGCAAAAUUACAGAAGUUGAGAGCAAAGUAUGACUCUGAGGCUAGAGCAGCUGUAGCAGACAUGCACGAGUUAUCUAGGGAGACCACAAGAAGGACUGAUCCCGACCUUCUAUCUGAUACUGAUGAAUCUGAUGUAUCUUUAUCAUCUGAAUCUGAGGGGGAAUCAGACGGGUCUGAUUUUAAUUUAGACGAUGAUGCCGACGAGGAAGUUAAUGGAGUUACUCAAACCCUCGGCUGGUGGAAAAAGGGCUCAACCAAGAACAAAUCGAAGACUGAACAUCAGACAACUGUUGGAGCUGUGCUUUCCACUCAGGCAGCUGAAGAAGUACUAGAAAAAUAUGAAGUCAAUCAGAUGAUUUUAAGUGAACCAGUAGUGUGCAAUACUAGUGUGGCUGCAGAACCAGAUGUAGUUGAUCCCAAUUCAGAGGGGUUUUUCCAUGCACUUCAAGAAAGCUUUGCAAAUGAUCCUGCAUUACAACAGAAGUUUUCCGCAGAGAAAUCUGAAACUGUACAAGAUGAGGCGCCUCAAGAUAUUGAUACAUUUCUGCCUGGAUGGAAUUCCUGGACAGGUCCAGGAACUGAAAAGGCUGAUGAAAGAAAGCGGAGAUCCAGAAUUAUACCUGCUCCUAGAGUAAAACGUGAAGAUGACAAAAAACCUCACGUAAUCAUCAAACGGCGUGUAAACCAAGAUUUCAAGCAACACUUGGUAAAAACUAUUCCGUUCCCUUACAACACACCAGAACAAUUUGAAGCUUUUAUCUCUCAGCCUAUUUGUAGAGAAUGGACAACAGAACUUACACAUCGUGAGCUAACAAGGCCCAAAGUUACAGUUCAGUCAGGUCGUAUUAUCAGACCAAUAUCAAAGUCUGCAGCCUUACUACGUGAUAAAGAUAUAGAGCGUUUUGUUAAACAAAACAAAAACUCCUAGUAUCAUGUACAUUACUUAUCUUUUUAUGAGUUAUCAAUAUCUACAUUGUAAUAUGAAAUAUAACAUUCGUAGAUUGUUCA